Molecule: messenger RNA, 1139 nt
Organism: Perognathus longimembris pacificus (Pacific pocket mouse)
Lineage: Eukaryota; Metazoa; Chordata; Mammalia; Rodentia; Heteromyidae
Gene: Chst14
Product: carbohydrate sulfotransferase 14
Exons: 1
Coding region: 1-1098 (365 amino acids)
Biological process (GO): dermatan sulfate proteoglycan metabolic process; carbohydrate biosynthetic process
Cellular component (GO): membrane
Molecular function (GO): sulfotransferase activity
Source: RefSeq, a predicted model, not a curated record
AUGUCCCCCCGCCCGCCGGCCCCGCCGGCCGCCCCGCCCGCCGCCGAGCCGCCCCCGGGCCGGGCGGCGCCGCGGGCUCCGGGCCGGGCCCGGCUGUCGGCGGGGCCGCCCCGGCUGCUGCCGUCCAUGCUGAUGUUCGCGGUGAUCGUGGCGUCCAGCGGGCUCCUGCUGAUGAUCGAGCGCGGCAUCGUGGCGGAGAUGGGCCCGCCGCCGCCGCGGGGCCGCCGCGGGGCGCCCCCGGGGGACGCGGGGGACGCGGGGGACGCGGCGCUGCGCGUGCGGCGGGACGUGCAGAACCGCACGCUGCGGGCGCUGUGCGCGCAGCCCGGCAUGCCGCGGGACCCCUGGGAGCUGCCGGCCGGGCCGCGGCGCACGCUGCUCCGCCACGUCCUGGUGAGCGACCGCUACCGCUUCCUGUACUGCUACGUGCCCAAGGUGGCCUGCUCCAACUGGAAGCGCGUGCUGAAGGUGCUGGCGGGCGCGCUGGGCAGCGUGGACGCGCGCCUCAAGAUGGACCACCGCGCCGACCUGGUCUUCCUGGCCGACCUGCGGCCCGACCAGAUCCGCCACCGCCUGCGCCACUACUUCAAGUUCCUCUUCGUGCGCGACCCCGCCGAGCGCCUCCUCUCCGCCUACCGCAACAAGUUCGGCGAGAUCCCCGAGUACCAGCGCCGCUACGGCGCCGAGAUCGUGCGGCGCUACCGCCCCGGCGCGGGGCCCGACCCCGCGGGCGACGACGUCACCUUCGCCGAGUUCCUGCGCUACCUGGCCGACGAGGACCCCGAGCGCAUGGACGAGCACUGGAUGCCCGUCUACCACCUCUGCCAGCCCUGCGCCGUGCGCUACGACUUCGUGGGCGCCUACGAGCGCCUGGAGGCCGACGCCCGCCACGUGCUGGAGCGCGUGCGCGCGCCGCCCCACGUGCGCUUCCCCGCGCGCCAGGCCUGGUACCGGCCCGCCAGCCCCGAGAGCCUGCGCUACCACCUGUGCGGCGCCCCGCGCGCCCUGCUGCACGACGUGCUGCCCAAGUACAUCCUCGACUUCUCGCUCUUCGCCUACCCGCUGCCCAACGUCAGCCGGGAGGCCUGCCGCGGGUGACCCCGGGGUGGGGUGGGGGGGUGGGGUGGGGGGACCCCCCC